UUCUUAUUCCUUCUCCAAAAUUAGCGUCAGCGGCCUGACGGCACGCCCAAUGUGUGUUCGUUUUGCGAGUUUGUUUUAUUUUUAUUCGGGGGAAUUUAACGGGGGUCCCCUCGCAAAUAGCGCAUGCAGCGCACAAGCGUGCUUCUCUUAUCGCCUCCAACGUCGCGGAGAUCCGUCAACAAAGACUUGCCGCCUCGCACCUCAUCACUUGCUCGGGUCGUUGGAGGCGCUCUCGAAGUAAAUGCCUCUGCACAGAGCUACCAGGGACAUGAUUAGGAGAUUAGGAAGGGUUGUGAGCUACCACAGGCGUGCUCCUAAGGUGUGUCCUACUACGACAGGGCUUCUGCAGCCGCCAGCGACCAGGCAACAGCAGUCCGCCCGCUUUUUCAAUCGCUACACAUCGCUGGAAACUACGUCCCAUGCAAAUCGAGUGUUUGUGCCGGCCGAAGAGUUUCAGCGCGACAAGGAGAAACCUUUCGAUACACAGGAAAGUGGUCCCGUGAAUGUGGAAGACCUUCUGUUUGAUAUGUUCAAGGAUGCAGAUGACGCAGUCUGCGUGGGAAAGUUCUUGAAUGCACUGUUCACAACUGGGCUGUGGAAGAAUGAUCCGCGUCUCAAGGAGAUGAUGCAGAACCUGAGAAAUGUUCACAAGGAGAAAUCGCCCGUCCGUUCACUUGAAUCGCUUGCUCUGAACAGGGAAACAUUUGCGCAAGUGAUCCGAGAGAACAUCGUUCUCAUCACUCGAGCGCUGCGCCACCAAUUUGUGAUUCCAGACUUUCAAGACUUUAUUCGCUAUGUUGAGGACUUCUACUGGAAGUGCAAAGUGAACACUGGUGGAAAGGUGGCUUCCUACAUUCCCCAGCUGGCCAAGUACAAUCCAGACUAUUGGGGAGUGAGCAUCUGUACUGUGGAUGGCCAGAGGUUCUCAAUUGGAGACACAGAGAUUCCAUUCACAAUCCAGUCGUCUGGCAAACCCAUCAACUAUGCCAUUGCACUCACCGAGCUCGGCUCAGACGCUGUCCAUCAAUACGUGGGCCAGGAACCAAGUGGCCGGAUGUUCAAUGAGCUUGUCCUCGAUUACAGCAAAAAACCACACAAUCCCAUGGUGAAUGCUGGAGCUAUUGUCGUUGCUUCACUGCUCCUGUAUCUCAUAGAGCCAGAGAUGAGGACAUCUGAGAAAUUUGACUGGAUGCUCCAGUACUACAAAGCAGUGUCGGGAGGCGAGUACCUUGGCUUCAACAAUGCCAUAUUUCUUUCAGAGAGAGAAGCUGCUGACAGAAACUAUGCCAUAGGAUUCUACAUGAAGGAGAACAAAUGCUUCCCUGAGAGGGUCAACCUCAAGGAAACGAUGGACUUCUACUUUCAGCUGUGCUCUCUUGAAGUUAACUGCCAGUCCGUGAGCGUAAUGGCGUCAACAUUAGCCAAUGGUGGUAUCUGCCCCGUCACAGGCCACCAGGUUAUGAACGGGGUGUCCUGUCGGGAUGUCCUGUCGCUGAUGCAUUCAUGUGGAAUGUAUGAUUAUUCUGGCCAGUACGCCUUCAAGGUUGGCCUGCCAGCCAAGUCUGGUGUCUCGGGCUGCACGAUGGUGGUGGUGCCCAAUGUGAUGGGCAUCUGUCUCUGGUCACCCCCUCUGGAUGUCUACGGAAACUCUGUCCGAGGCGUGCAGUUCUGCGAGGAGCUGACUAGGGUGUUCAGCUUCCAUCACUAUGACAAUCUGCGCCACAUGACUCAGAAGAAGGACCCUCGGCGACAAAAGUAUGAGACCAAGGGCCUCAAGGUGGUCAACCUGCUCUUCAGUGCUGCCAGUGGGGAUGUCACAGCCAUGCGCCGCCACUACCUGUCGGGCAUGGAUAUGGGCUUGAGUGACUACGAUGGCCGCACAGCCCUGCAUCUGGCCGCUGCUGAAGGCCACCUGGAAUGCGUCGAGUUUUUACUAAAAAUCUGUGGUGUGGAUGCCAAUGUCAAGGACAGGUGGGGCCACACCCCACUAGACGAUGCACGCCAAUUUGGCCACGCUUCUGUGGCCGACUAUCUUGCCAAGUGGGAGGCACCCUCCUUGACUGCGGCAGUGACAUCCGCCACCAACCAUCAGCCACAGGCGGCAUUGCCGCAGAGUGGCACGGACAGCAGCGACGCCCUCCCACCGGCCCCCAAGGCGGCGGCAGCUGAUGGCACCAGCCGUCCCGACAUUGCUGCUUUUAAGGGCAAAAGGUGAAUGGCACGUCCAGGCCGCAUCGGCAGGGAUCCUUUGUCCACACUUAGUGGCGUAAGUGGAGGCUGUGCAUCCUCUCUCGGAAAUCAUUUCCUACUAACUUUGUAGGAUGCCUGCCCCUUCACUUCUGUAACUUUCUCGCUGGGAAGACCUAUAAGCGCAUUGGCUUCCUUAGAAACUUUCCUGUUCCACUAUUCUGCUUUUGAUGCCAGCAAGAACUGUCUCGAUGUCGGGUAUGCCUACUGGUUGAAGUGGUGGAAGUGGUUGGGCCAAUUCACACAGUUAAUGUUCUGCAGCGCUGAUAAGUGUUAACUGGAACACCAUUGUGUUUCACACCAUAUUUUGGGGACUUGCUUCUUGAAAUUGGUGCUAACACAGGAUUUCUGCAAUAUAGAUAUUACUUCAUUACUGUGUGGCCUUGAUUCUGCAGAGUGGAGAUGUGCUCUAAGUUCAAUAAUUACAAGGCAAAUUAGUGAAAUUUUGUUAAUCAGCUAACAUCACUCUGCAAUUUGUCUUGUGAGCAGUGUCCCCUCUUCACGUAAUCUACCUGAUGUGACAGAAUUGCAAUAUCUAUCACUAUAGGUAUUCAAAAAGCUCCCUAUAAAUUGGCUAACCUGGUAUAAUGAUGGCAGGCUGGCUAUAACCUCACCACACUAGUAGCAAGUAGUGUCAUUCUGAAAGCUGCAUUAAUGGCACAGUAUUGUUAGAGAACGAGCAAGAAACAUUGUGUAGACAGCUGAAACAUCUGGUUAGAAUCACGCUGAGAAAUGAUUGCCCCUCUCAAGCUGAAAAGAAACAGUUUCACAGCCUGUUUUUAUGGCUUUAUCUCCAAAACAACUGCAUUGGCUCCAAGUUGCUUGACUGUGUUUAGUUGCAGAUGUAUGACUUGUGGUACCGUGGCAUGUUGCUCAACUUAGGAGGCCAUGACACGUCUUGUAGAAUUGUCAGUGUAAAAGAUGUCUUUGUCACUUUUCAAACUCAAAUAGCUUCUUGUUUCAGUUAAGUUUACUACUGCAUGGGAAAAUGUACAUAAGUAAAAUAAGAGAGCGAAAUUAGCAUGCAAAUGGUAUACAAGUCAAGAAAAUCCUGUAUCGAAAGAUCCUAAUCAGUAAGUGAGCAAGCAGUAUAAAAAAUAUCCACCAUGCAAGAAAUGAUGGCAAUGCAGGAAUUUAACCAUUAAAAACUGCUGUCACAUUGCGCUUGAAUAAAAAAGUUAAAUUGCGAGGUUCUAUGUGCCAAAACCAUGAUCUGAUUAUCAGGCAUGCCGUAGUUGGGGAUUCUGGAUUAAUUUUGACCACACAACACAUGGUACAUGGGCAUUUUUGCAUUUUGCCCCCAUUGAAAUGCGGUCGCUGUGGCUGGAAUUUGAUGCCGCAUCCUUGUGCUUGGCAGCACAACACCAAAUCCACUUAGUGACUAUGGUGAAUUAUGCUUGGAUACAGGAAAAUACAUAUCUUUCAGUUGCAUUCUUAACGAUUUCAAAAAUAAGAUAGCAGAAGAAAGCCACUUUAUGUAAUAGCUCUAUCCCGACCACUUCUGAUACUAUGGCCAAUCGUUGUGCACUACAGGAAAGUAGCUCUUGCUAGGAUCAAAAUCAAAGCAGAGGAACCCGUGACAUAGCCACUGCAUGCUUUUGCCCUUUCUAACAUCAACCUGCAGCUACGUGAUGGUGCUGAUGCUGAACACACAUAAAUUGUGUACAUGUGUGUUCUUAAUUCACACUGCUGUUCUGCUUUGUUCAGUGCAUGAGCUUUCCAGUGUCACUUACAUGGUGAUCAGAAGUUUGUGUAUGUGUGAAAACCAAUAAUGGAAAUGUCACAUGAAGCUUUGUUCAUCUUUUAUGUGGGUGCCAUUAGAACAUCUAGUUACUGUGAAACUGUCAGAAAUCUCAGGUCCAAUGUAGUUCUGUGAUCUUAUGCAUGUUGACAGUGUAGAGAACUGUUAACACUGUUUAGCAAAUCUUGUAAAUUCUUAGUGCGAAGCGCUGCUUUUAUAAGAGUAUAGUAAUAGCGAUGGUGUGCUUUUGGAUUUCCUAAAAUUUGCUGAGGAUGACAAAAACUAAGUUAUUGUACUCCUGAUGUUGAAUUUCACUUGAUGAACAGAAUUGUUGAGGUGACAAAAUAUUCAAUAUUAUUGCAUCUCCCAAUAUAGCCUUGCAAUGGGCCAAUUAAAUUACGGAAUAUAUAUAUAUCAUCCCCUUGGAUGCCAUGUUUGUCAAACAGUGUUCUUAUCGUAUCCUGCAUUUAACAUAAAAAGGCAAGAGUUCAGACGGACAUUACAGGAGUGUAAAAACCUAAGUUCUGGAAUACCAAAUAAGUAAUAUUAGACUGGUGAUUGUGUCCGGAUUGGAACUAACAUACGGGAGACUAGCCAUGGCCUUGAAAUAUCUGGACAAGCUCGUUUCUACAGCUUCAGUGCAGUUCUGGCAGCAUUUCAUUCAGGCUAGUUGAUUUCUUGUAAAUUAAGAAAUAUCACAUUGCAUUUUAAAAUACAUAUGUACUUAGCCUGGCAAUUCUCACAAGCUUUUCUGGCACAUUCAGUGAAUCACAAGUAGAUUUCUUGAAAUCCAUGACGUCACAAAAUUGCAUCAUUGGUGCUUCUGUUCGAGUGGGGAAUUCAAGGAGAAAAAAAGAAGCAUUAUUUUUUUCUGAUAACAAAUCGUCUUUUUCCUCAGUAUGCAGAAGGAGCUAGUACCAAAAUUGCAAUCUAAUAUAUGGCCUCUACUACUUGGGUCACCAACUACUGCAGGUCCUUGCUUCCUCAUCAGCUGGGAUCACUGAGUUCUGUUGCACAUAAUGUGUGUUGCAUGGAUAAGCUAGCUUGGUACAAAUACAAUGGCGUGUUUUCACUAAACUAUUGCACUCAAAUGGCACUUCAUGGUGCAUUUUACUUAAUACUAUCUGAGGUUCUUUAAUGUGCGCCCGAUGCAUGGUACGUGGGCAUUUUUCCAUUUCGUCCCCAUCGAAAUGUGGCCGCUGCAGUCGGGAUUUGAUCCCGCUUUGAUCUGGGUGCAGUGCUUAACUUGUCUCGAACUAAGUUCUGCGACAAUUGCAGACCAAGAAAAACAAGUAAUUUCUUAAGGAGAUUAACAGUAGUUUCAACUGAAGCAUCCACCACCAAGACAAUGAAUUGUGGAGAGUGGUUGUCACCCUUAAGACCAUAGACAGCAUCACCACUCGUUUCGUCGAGAAAUUCUAUCAUUGCUUCAAAUGAUAUGUACUUAUAUUCUGGACAUACAACAGCUUCGUCACCAGGUGUCGGCGCCAACAACCGCUUUCAACAACUCCUCCGGUCCGACUGAAAGCAAUGUGUACCCCGACUGGCCAGUGUGCCGUUACAACUGAGUCAACUUCCGGAAAAAGCAACCAAGCACUGCAGCUAAGCAUAUUAAGCUACUAAAUGCACCACAAAAUGCCAACUGUGUGAAAUAUGAAUAUAAAUGUGGCGGUGGUUCAGCAAAAAGAGUUAUUUAUGUCAGCUUUUAUUAUCAAACCAACAUAGCUAUAUAAAGUGCCUGCCGCCAAGGAACAUUGUUAAUUUUUCACAGGAAGCAUGACAGCGCCACUAAUAGACUGAUUUCACUUUGAGCCUCACUACACCACCGCUGCUGCAAAGCAUGCCAGUAGGUGUAGUCCCUGGCGGGCUGAAGGUCAACUAUGUUAAAGAGCAUGUUGUGUUUGUACCACAACAAAUACACUUGAGAUUGCAGCUGGGAUCACACUGGAGAUCAAAAGGCAGGGACGGGAGAAUGUGAAGGUUCUACUGUAGGAAUUGGGGAUGAGUAGAUGUACCUCCUAACUUACCUCUAAAACUCAAUGCAAACAUUUACGGUAGCAUUGUUCUUGGCAUUCCCCACAAUGAUACCUCAAACCCAGGUAUGGCAGAAAAAUGGUGAGGACUAUGGAUGGCGCUGGUAGGGCCACCCUGUAUAUGCUCCGAGUGUGAUGAGAUUGGUCUGUUGGCUUUGCAGCCUGCGUGCUACAUUGUUGCCUGAGCUGACAAAGUAAGCAGUGGUGCAUUUGUGCACAAGAUUGACUUCAAUUCAAUUCUUUAAUUUGUUUGGUGUCGCAUUUCAUUGUACCAAUAUCCACCCACUGCUUAGGCAUGAAAGCCAAAGUGCUUUCAUGCCAGGAUGUGGCCUGCUAGGCCUAAAGUGUGCUGUGCAAAGACAUCACAUUGGAAUGAACUCGCACAACCCAGUCCAGCAUUACUGGCUAGUCUGCAGCCUGACUUGGUGUUCUCCUUAGAUGUCCCUUUAGUACCUUUCUUGCGAACUAGUGUGCAAACACUAAACUGUAUACAACAUCCCAAAAUACAAUUUGCCACUAACAGUUGCCAAUCUGUGUAAUGUACUUACGCUUGAAACAUCACUGUGUGCUCCAGAAAAAGUGCACAAUACACACUUUAAUGCACCCUGGUUACAGAUCUGUUUCUUAAUUGACAUUCUAUGAUUUUAAUUUGCAAUGUCUUUUUAUUGCUUGGACUACAUUGUGUAUGCAACAGUAGCAUGUUGCUUUCACUUCAUUUUUUCCCCUUUCUAGUCUUGUGCCAGUGCCCUUUUAGCAUUAUAUACUUUAAGAAUUUGUUAGCACCACAUUGAUUUUAUGUACAUAGAACUUGUUCAUAGUUGUCAUUUAUUUUUGGUUGUGUUCAUUAAACAAUUUUGUGACUUUUGUA
Molecule: messenger RNA, 6889 nt
Organism: Dermacentor albipictus
Lineage: Eukaryota; Metazoa; Arthropoda; Arachnida; Ixodida; Ixodidae
Gene: GLS
Product: glutaminase
Biological process (GO): L-glutamine catabolic process
Molecular function (GO): protein binding; glutaminase activity
Source: RefSeq, a predicted model, not a curated record